AUGAGAUCCAAUUCAAUAAGCUGUGAGAGCGAGAGAAUGCUUUUUAGCAGUGCUGAUGCCCAUUUACCAAAUUUAUUUCGACAAAAUGCAAUAGAAAAUGUUGUCGAAUAUCACAAAGCUUUCACUCAAAGGAAGCAUCUUCAUACAGUUCGCGAAGCUCUCAAAUUUGCUUUCGAAACAUGCGAUGAGGAUUUGUGCCGUGCUGCUUUACCGGACAGUAGAGGACAAAUAGAUAGGUUAUCGGUAAUGACCGCUGCGUCUGGAUCCUGCGCAACUCUUGCCCAUAUUCGAGGGCGAAAUCUUCAUGUCGCAAAUGUAGGAGACAGUGCAGCUGUUCUAGGUGUGGUCACUCCAAGUGGUAGUGUUCAUCGGAUACGCGCGGCUCACCCGACAUCAGAAACCCACGUUCUCCGCGGUGGAAGGCUGUUAGGCGAACUAUACCCAUUGCGAGCAUUUGGUGAUGUCCGGUUCAAGUGGCCCUUAGAUUUACAAAAGGUUGUUUUGGAACCGUUAGGUAGUCCAGCUCCUCCCAAUCUUCACACUCCUCCUUACCUCACGGUAUCACCAGAGGUACUCUACCAUAAACUAACGCCUAACGAUAAGUUUUUGGUGUUAGCGUCGGACGGCUUGUGGGAAUGGCUCGAUCCGGACACUGUUGUUCGACUCGUAUAUGACCAUACAGUCGGAACGAUGACGUUGCUUCCAUAUCAACCGAAAAGUGGCUCGUCACUUAAGCAGGUGCUCCUGGAUCUUCAAGAGCGGAAGUUAGGCGAAAAAAGCCAUAAGAAGCCCAUAGACGAGAACUGUGCGACGCACAUCAUUAGACACGCACUGGGUGGUGUUAGUGGUGGAGAAAGCAAGCAGUACGAGAGGCUCAUUGAUAUACUGCAGGUUCCUCCUGGACGAGCACGGAAUUAUCGUGACGAUAUUUCUGUUAUAGUGAUCCACUUUAAUGAGAAAUAUUUGGAAGGAAGCAGAAUCGCCGGCUGUUGCAGCUGA
Ostertagia ostertagi is the source of this 999-nucleotide messenger RNA. The record is from the annotation of a GenBank genome assembly. Lineage: Eukaryota; Metazoa; Nematoda; Chromadorea; Rhabditida; Trichostrongylidae.